Messenger RNA from Effrenium voratum, 819 nucleotides. The record is from the annotation of a GenBank genome assembly. Lineage: Eukaryota; Dinophyceae; Suessiales; Symbiodiniaceae.
AAUCUCCGGACCCAUCCGCGUGGAUUUCCUCCGCCAUGGGUGCUACGGAAAGCUGCCAGCGCUGCUGCGGACGGGACUGGGAACUUCUGGAGGAUGGAGGAGGCCGGCGGCCCCUGUACCCCACCAGCGAGGUCUCGGAGCCUUUAAGCGUCAGGGGCCCUGUGGUGGACCCCCGUCAGCUGCUGGCGGACUUCCUGUGCGCCGGGGACGACCGUGGCCCGGGUGGCUUCCUGCAGCAGCAGGCCUUGCUGAAGAGGGCGGACGGCGAUGACACCAAGUGGUUCGCCGUGUUCCGGCCCACCAGCGUUGACGCGAUCAACAAGAUGAUGGACGGCUCUGGGACGGGGAAAGGUCUCAAUGUGAAGGGCAAGUCAGCAAAGUCUGGCCGCCUUUCAGGCUUCGUCCCGGUGCUGCAGAUCAGCGAGAACCGCCACAAGGCGCAGGUCUGUACAUCGCCCCCCGAGGCUCGCGUCAGAAUCUACUUCCCCCGGGAGGAGAUGUGCACGUCCGUGCUGCUGCGCAUGCGAAAGGCCUUGGACGACAUGUCACGGGUGGCGCGAGCCGCCUCUGAACGGCUGCAGUUGCAUAAGGCGGGCAAGCGGCCACUGACGGAUGAAGAGGAGGCCAAAGCCUUCAAGGACCUGUUGAUGGAGGUGGAGGAUGACUCCAUGCACGUGCUGCAGCUCUACAGCCCCGAGGCUUGGGGCUUGGACGUCCCGGAGCGAGUCUUUCGGGAAGUGUACAUCACCAGGGGCAACAUCAUCAGGGAUGGCGACUGGAAGACCGGCCGUCCUUCCGAGCCGGCGUUCAUGGACAUGA